This is a messenger RNA of Emericellopsis cladophorae, 3897 nucleotides long. RefSeq names its product Histidine protein kinase-like protein. Gene Ontology annotation, molecular function: phosphorelay sensor kinase activity. Lineage: Eukaryota; Fungi; Ascomycota; Sordariomycetes; Hypocreales; Bionectriaceae. Bases 1 to 3897 code for a protein of 1298 amino acids. The transcript is spliced from 4 exons. Gene Ontology annotation, cellular component: membrane. Gene Ontology annotation, biological process: phosphorelay signal transduction system; phosphorylation; cellular hyperosmotic response. The record is from RefSeq and is a predicted model, not a curated record.
AUGGUGGUCGACGAUGCAGCGCUCGCCACGGCGGCCGAAUUCGUAGCCUCCUUGGCUGCCGACCCGAAAUCCCCAUCAGUCAUUCCUCCUAAGCUGGGUGGCGACGUCAAACUCCCUGGUCGCGAGACUCCUGCCAAACGUAACCUCGAGGUAGAGUUGCACAAGCUCUCACUGCGAGUUGCUGAACUCGAGAGCCGGGCGGCAGCCGCUGUUACCUUUCCGGAAACACCAAACGAAGGUCCAGACUCCCUUUUCGGCGAUGACGCGGGAGCUUCGCCGUCGGGCAGUCGCCCGACAUCCUCCCGGCCCAAAGGACUUCCCAAUGUAGGCCAUGACCGCCCCGGCUUCAUGCCCCGCCAGCUGACAAAGGAGGCUCUUGAGGGCUUGCGGGAACACGUUGAUGACCAGUCCAAGCUCCUCGACAGUCAACGACAGGAGCUUGCUGGCGUCAAUGCCCAAUUGCUUGAACAAAAGCAGCUACAGGAAAACGCUCUAAGAAUGCUCGAGCAAGAGCGGGUGGCCACUCUGGAGAGGGAACUCUGGAAGCAUCAAAAGGCCAACGAGGCUUUCCAGAAAGCUCUCCGAGAGAUCGGCGAGAUUGUGACCGCAGUCGCUCGUGGUGACCUCACCAUGAAAGUACGAAUGAACACCGUGGAGAUGGAUCCCGAGAUUACCACAUUCAAGCGCACGAUCAACGCCAUGAUGGACCAGCUCCAGAUAUUCGCAAGCGAAGUGUCGCGCGUCGCUCGUGAGGUCGGCACUGAAGGUUUGCUUGGUGGCCAGGCUCGCAUUGGCGGCGUCGACGGAACCUGGAAAGAGUUGACGGACAACGUGAACGUCAUGGCCCAAAACCUGACAGAUCAAGAAAUUGCUUCAGUGACAACCGCGGUCGCCCACGGAGACCUUACGAAGAAGAUCGAAAGACCCGCCCGCGGUGAGAUUCUACAAUUGCAGCAAACGAUCAACACUAUGGUGGACCAGCUCCGAACCUUUGCCUCUGAGGUCACACGUGUCGCAAGAGACGUCGGAACGGAAGGUAUACUAGGAGGGCAAGCAGAUGUCGGAGGUGUCCAAGGCAUGUGGAAUGACCUUACUGUCAACGUGAACGCUAUGGCCAACAACCUCACAACACAAGUGCGUGACAUUAUCAAGGUCACGACAGCUGUCGCCAAGGGCGACCUCACACAAAAAGUCCAGGCCGAUUGCAGGGGCGAGAUCUUCGAGCUCAAGUCAACCAUCAACUCCAUGGUAGACCAACUGCAGCAAUUCGCCCGCGAAGUUACCAAAAUUGCUCGAGAAGUCGGCACCGAAGGUCGUCUGGGUGGACAAGCGACUGUCCACGACGUCGAAGGCACAUGGAGGGAUCUGACGGAGAACGUCAACGGCAUGGCCAUGAACCUUACCACACAAGUGCGAGAGAUCGCCAAGGUCACAACAGCUGUCGCCAAGGGCGACCUCACCAAGAAGAUUGGGGUUGAAGUCAAGGGAGAGAUUCUGGAGAUGAAGAACACGAUCAACCAGAUGGUGGAUCGGCUCGGUACUUUCGCCUUCGAGGUCAGCAAAGUCGCCCGCGAAGUCGGCACCGACGGUACGCUGGGUGGCCAGGCUCAAGUGGCAAAUGUGGAGGGCAAAUGGAAAGAUCUCACCGAGAACGUCAAUACCAUGGCGUCGAAUCUCACUGUCCAGGUGCGCAGCAUUUCGGCUGUGACGCAAGCUAUUGCCAACGGAGACAUGAGUCAGACGAUCGACGUUCAGGCCAGUGGAGAAAUACAGGUACUUAAAGAGACCAUCAACAACAUGGUCGGUCGACUCUCUAGCUUCUGCUACGAAGUGCAGAGGGUCGCCAAGGAUGUGGGCGUUGAUGGCAAGAUGGGAGCGCAGGCUGACAUUGCUGGUCUCAAUGGACGGUGGAAGGAGAUCACCACCGAUGUCAACACCAUGGCUGCCAACUUGACGACACAAGUGCGAGCCUUUUCUGACAUUACGAACUUGGCCACGGAUGGGGACUUUACCAAGCUCGUCGACGUUGAGGCGUCGGGCGAGAUGGACGAGCUCAAACGGAAAAUCAACCAGAUGAUUUCGAAUCUGAGGGACAGUAUUCAGAGGAACACGCAGGCUCGUGAAGCCGCCGAGCUGGCCAACAAGACCAAGUCUGAGUUCCUCGCGAAUAUGUCCCACGAGAUACGCACGCCCAUGAACGGAAUCAUCGGUAUGACCCAGUUGACUCUAGACACCGACUUGACACAGUAUCAACGGGAGAUGCUGAAUAUCGUCAAUAAUCUUGCGAACAGUCUCCUGACGAUCAUCGAUGAUAUACUGGACCUGUCUAAGAUUGAAGCGAGACGAAUGGUGAUUGAGGAAAUUCCGUACACACUACGCGGAACCGUCUUCAAUGCACUCAAGACUCUGACAGUCAAGGCGAACGAGAAAUUCCUCGAUCUCACCUACAAGGUGGACAGUUCCGUGCCGGACCACGUGAUUGGUGAUUCAUUCCGACUGCGCCAGAUCAUUCUCAACCUUGUCGGCAACGCCAUCAAGUUCACGGAGCAUGGCGAGGUCAGCCUCACCAUCCAGGAGCGGGCAGAGCAGCCUCAGAUCGAGGUCGGCUACUACUCGGUCGAGUUCAUUGUGGAGGACACGGGCAUCGGCAUAGCAAAGGAUAAGCUGGACCUGAUCUUCGACACGUUCCAGCAGGCCGACGGGUCCAUGACACGCAAGUUUGGUGGUACCGGCCUAGGUCUGUCCAUCUCGAAGCGUCUCGUCAACCUCAUGGGAGGCGACUUGUGGGUGAUCAGCGAAUCCGGGAAGGGCAGUCAAUUCCACUUCACGUGCAAGGUGAAGCUGGCUUCCGAUGAUACGGCGAUGCUAGAGCGACAAAUUAAACCUUAUCGCGGGCACCAGGUACUCUUCGUCGACAAGGCCCAGUCGCGGACAAGCGCGGAGAUCAAGGAGAUGCUCAAGCGCAUCGGGCUGAUCCCUGUUGUGAUGGACUCUGAGAUGAGCAUGCAACUCAAGCACAUGGCGAAGACAGGCGGUCAGCUGCCCUACGACGCCAUCCUCGUGGAUUCGAUAGAUACGGCCAGGCGGCUGAGGUCGGUGGACGACUUCAAGUAUCUGCCCAUUGUGCUCAUGGCUCCUGUCGUGCACGUCAGCCUCAAGUCUUGCCUCGACCUGGGCAUCACCUCCUACAUGACGACGCCCUGCAAGCUGAUUGACCUGGGCAACGGCAUGAUUCCUGCUCUUGAGAACAGAGCCACUCCGUCCCUUGCUGACAACACGAAAUCUUUCGAGAUCUUGCUGGCGGAAGACAACACGGUCAACCAAAAAUUCGCCGUCAAAAUCCUCGAAAAGUACCACCAUGUUGUCACGGUCGUGGGCAACGGCUGGGAGGCCGUGGAGUCGGUGAAGGAGAAGAAGUUUGAUGUGAUCUUGAUGGAUGUUCAAAUGCCUAUCAUGGGCGGCUUCGAAGCUACGGGUAAGAUCCGAGAAUACGAGCGCAGCAUGGGGUCACACCGGACGCCCAUCAUCGCCCUGACCGCGCACGCCAUGAUGGGUGAUCGCGAGAAGUGCAUCCAAGCCCAGAUGGACGAGUACCUGUCCAAGCCGCUGCAGCAGAACCAGCUGAUCCAGACGAUUCUCAAGUGCGCUACGCUCGGUGGCCCGCUUCUCGAGAAGAACAGGGAACGCGAGCUGGCGCUCAAGGCGGACGCCAAGGCGUCGAGCAGCAAAACGAAUGACGGGCUUUUGCGGCCCAGCUUGGAGAACCGCUCCUUCAGCACCAGGGAGCCGAUGACCAACACGGCGAUGGAGAGUCCUCCGCUUCUCUCGGCCAACCAGACCGACCCUGUCAACAAGCCACGACAAGAUUUGACCGACAUGCGUAGCCUGACGAGCUAA